AUGUGGUUUCUCUUCUUGUCUCUCCCUCUUGUUUUAGCUUCAAUUUCAAUAGAGCUGAAUUCCCCCUAUAAGUCUUACAGCGAGUUUUGAAAGCGCUACAUCAGCCUAGUCUCAAAGCAAAAGGCACUUGGGUAUUCUUCAUCAGUUUUAUCAAACUACCAAAAUGUAAGCUUAAAAUAGGCCCAAUACUAUGGGACAAUUUCUUUAGGAACUCCUCCUCAGAAUUUCAGUUGUCUAUUUGACACAGGCUCCACAACGGUUUGGGUUGUAGAAAAAGGCUGCACAACCUGCCACCUCUGCAGUAAUACUUUUGACCCAUCCGCCUCUUCAACCUUCCAAGACCUAUCUGAAGACCUUUCAAUUCAGUAUUUAAAAGGCUACACUGCUGGCCAAAUGUCAGCCGAAACUAUUUCUAUUGGAGACUCUUCUUCAGUUUCAGCUGAAAAUUAUGCAUUUUUAUUAGCUAAUGAUGAAAAGGAUAAUGAUGGAUAUAGACCUGAUGGACUUGCAGGCUUUGCGUUUGACAGUCUGGGGCAGGGCUAUCCUUCUUUGGUUUCUGUCUUAAAAAACCAAGGAAAAAUCCAAAACCGCCAAUUCGCAUUUUUCUUGAACUGGCUAGGGCAAUCUCCUAAAUCUAACUUAAUGAUUGAUGGGUAUGACCUAGAAAAAUACUCAAAUGAUACUGAAUUUACUUAUGUAAAUUUAACUAGCACUGAUCCUUUUUUUUGGGAAAUUUUGUGCGAUAGUGUAAAAUUUAAUGAAAAUGAGCUGAAUUUGCAAAUCCCAGUUGUAAUUGAUACCGGGACAAGCUUUAUUUAUGGGCCAAGUAGAGCUGUGCAGGCUAUUCAAAGUGAAUUGUUAAGUAACCAUGAAUGUGAGUAUGAAUUAGAGUCAGGACUUGUGAGAUGUUGGAAAAAUCCUAAGGAUCAUAAGUACCCGAUUUUUGAGUUAGCGAUUAAUGGAAAAAGCUAUGUUUUGGAGCCGCUGCAAUACUUUUACGAGGAUUCUUGGAGCGGGUAUUUUUAUUUGCCUAUAUGUCCAUAUGAGGAAGAAUCUUGGCUUCUUGGAGAUGUCUUUAUAAGAAACUUUUAUAUCACUUUUGAUAUGGACAAUUUGAGAGUUGGACUGGCAAGAUCUAUAGCGAGCGCAUCAAAUGGGGCUUCCAAUUUAAUUGCUACAGCCUGGAGUAUUGCGGCUAUAAUUUACUUUAGCCUAUAG
This is a messenger RNA of Blepharisma stoltei, 1218 nucleotides long. The record is from the annotation of a GenBank genome assembly. Lineage: Eukaryota; Ciliophora; Heterotrichea; Heterotrichida; Blepharismidae.